AUGGAUCAGAUGUCGCCUGAUAACAUUAAUGGAGUCAUAUUAGCCGUCUCUUCAAGUAUUUUCAUUGGAUCCAGCUUCAUCAUCAAGAAGAAAGGUCUCAAGAAAGCUGGUGCCAGCGGAGUCCGAGCAGGUGAAGGAGGACAUGGAUACUUAUAUGAACCAUGGUGGUGGGCUGGAAUGAUAACAAUGAUUGUUGGGGAAAUAGCUAAUUUUGCAGCCUAUGCAUUUGCACCGGCUAUUCUAGUAACACCUCUGGGAGCUCUAAGUAUUAUAUUCAGCGCAGUGCUUGCACAUUUUAUCUUGCAAGAGAAACUGCAUAUGUUCGGUAUUCUUGGUUGCGUUCUCUGUGUUGUUGGCUCUACAACGAUCGUCUUACACGCCCCGCACGAGCAGAAGAUCGAAUCAGUCAAGCAAGUAUGGAAGCUUGCUAUUGAACCAGGUUUUCUUGUGUAUUCUGCUGUGAUCGUGAUUGUUGUACUUGUACUGAUCUUCUACUACGAACCUCGCUAUGGGAAGACUCAUAUGAUUGUAUAUGUUGGAAUCUGCUCUCUUAUGGGAUCUCUUACUGUUAUGAGUGUCAAAGCUGUGGCUAUUGCCAUUAAGCUUACAUUCUCAGGGAAUAAUCAGUUCAAAUACUUCCACGCUUGGAUCUUCAUUCUCGUAGUUGCGACUUGUUGCAUCUUGCAAAUCAAUUACUUGAACAAGGCAUUGGAUAGAUUCAACACAGCGGUUAUUUCCCCGGUUUACUACGUCAUGUUCACAACAUUCACCAUCAUAGCUAGCAUGAUCAUGUUCAAGGAUUGGGCUUCGCAGAGCGGUUUAAAGAUUGCGACAGAGUUGUGCGGUUUCGUGACGAUUUUGUCAGGAACGUUUCUGCUUCACAAGACGAAAGAUAUGGGGAACAGUGAGAGUGUUAGUGGUCGUGGAUCUGCCUCCAUCCCCAGAGACAGAGACACUCCUGUUUUCACUAAUUCAGGAUCCGGCCGGAGCUCCAACUCGGAGAAAAUAGCCUCCUGA
Microthlaspi erraticum is the source of this 1017-nucleotide messenger RNA. The record is from the annotation of a GenBank genome assembly. Lineage: Eukaryota; Viridiplantae; Streptophyta; Magnoliopsida; Brassicales; Brassicaceae.